AUGUCAGUUUGUAUAACAUUUGCAUAUUACGCAGGAAUAUGUGAGGGAACAUGUGCGAGCAUUUGCAUGUUGGCCGACCUGUUGCUGACGUUGUUUCGGGUUUCAAAACUACACCAGUACCGACACACAGACACAAACUCUUCCUUUUCCUUUCGCUUCCUCUCUCUGUCUCUCUCUCUCUCUCUCUCUCUGUGCCACUCUCUCUGUCUCUGUCUGUCUCUCUCUUUUCGAUUACUUAAUUCCUACCGCUCUUUCUCCUCAAACCAUGAUAUUGUCUUGCUCGCUCAUGGAUAUACAUGCGCAAAAGUGACAAUGCAAGCACGAGGUCAAAGUUCGUAUCUAACCAAUUCAUUCUCUCACUCUCACAAACUCUCACUCUUUUUCUCUAUAAUUUUUCCUCGUCCAUUUUUCUGUUGCAUUUUUUACAUUCUCUCUCUGCGUCAUUAUGGAGCCGCCGCAAUGCCAGGGGCUUAUGCUAACAUCUCCUCAACUGGUGUUAACCAUGUCAAAGCCAACCGUGAAAGAGAAAAGCAAGAUAUGAGAGACCUGAACGAAAGGUUUGCUAACUACAUUGAGAAGGUUCGAUUCUUGGAAGCCCAGAACAAGAAAUUGGCCGGCGAACUUGAAGAGCUCAAAUCGAAAUGGGGCAAAGAAACCUCUGCUAUUAAGGAAAUGUACGAAACUGAACUUGAAGAAGCGAGAAAACUGAUUGAUGCCACGAACAAAGAAAAAAUUACCUUGGACGUGAGAGUAACUGAAUUAAUAGAUCAACUAGAAAGACAACAAAAAGACCUAGAAGAAAGUCGUACAUACCAUCAAAUUGAUCAGGAACAAAUUGCUAGGCAAAACCAGCAACUUGCUGACUUGGAAGGUGAGAUUAGCAUGCUCCGCCGGUCUAUUGAAUCUCUCGAGAAAGAAAAGAUGAGACAAUCCAACAUUUUAGCCAAGAUGAACGACGAAAUGGAAAAACUACGAAUGGACUUAAAUAACGAGACUAUAAAUCAUUUGGAUGCUGAAAACCGCAGACAAACAUUAGAGGAAGAACUUGAAUUCCAAAAAGAUGUCCAUGCCCAGGAAUUGAAGGAACUCGCCGCAUUGGCUUAUCGUGAUACAACUGCCGAAAACCGUGAGUUCUGGAGAAACGAACUGGCCCAGGCAAUCCGUGACAUUCAACAAGAGUAUGACGCCAAAUGUGACCAAAUGAGAGGAGAUAUCGAAGCUUAUUACAACCUUAAGGUUCAAGAAUUCCGUACAGGUGCUACUAAACAAAACAUGGAGGUUACACGUAACAAGGAAGAAAAUACUAAACUGAGAAGCAAUAUGACUGAAAUCCGUAACAGACUUGCUGAUCUGGAAGCCAGGAAUGCUCAGCUGGAAAGAACAAACCAAGAUUUGUUGCGCGAUCUGGAAGAAAAGGAUAGACAGAAUGAACUGGAGAGUUGUCAAUACAAAGAAGAAAUCACCAAACUUCGUGGAGAAAUGGAAAGUAUCCUCAAGGAGCUUCAAGAUUUGAUGGACAUCAAAUUGUCUCUGGAAUUAGAAAUUGCUGCCUACAGAAAAUUGUUGGAAGGUGAAGAGAGCAGAAUUGGGAUGAAGCAGAUAGUGGAACAAGUUGUCGGAGCCAGACCUAACGAGGCAGAGGUGCUGUCUACGAUACUGAACAGGUCGGAGGGCGGCUAUGAAGCCACAGGUGAUUCUCAAAUCUCAAUGAAAAUGAUGCGUGGGGAGUUGGCUGCCAAAACUACUUAUCAAAGAACAUCCAAAGGACCAGUAUCCAUCAAGGAAGCCGACUCUCAAGGAAGCUGCAUUGCCUUGGAAACCAAAAAGGAAGAGAAUUUGACAGGCUGGAAUAUUGUAAGAAAAGUUGAUGACAACAAAAUUUACACAUAUGAAAUACCUAAUUUGGUUCUGAAACCCGGAACGGUUGUCAAGAUAUGGUCCAAGAACCACCAGGCACAGGCUCGUGGUGAUGAUUUAGUCAGCAGAGAGAAUGAUACGUGGGGAACUGGGUCCAAUGUUGUCACCAUUCUGCAGAACGAGAAAGGCGAGGAGAAAGCAAACUACACUCAAAAUACCGUAUACUCGUAA
Molecule: messenger RNA, 2088 nt
Organism: Acanthosepion pharaonis
Lineage: Eukaryota; Metazoa; Mollusca; Cephalopoda; Sepiida; Sepiidae
Source: the annotation of a GenBank genome assembly